UGUUAAUGUACCGAGGUGAGGCUCUAGAAGAUUUCACUGGCCCAGAUUGUCGUUUUGUGAAUUUUAAAAAAGGUGAUCCUGUGUAUGUCUACUAUAAACUGGCAGGGAGAUCACCUGAAGUUUGGGCAGGAAGUGUUGGACGUAUUUUUGGAUAUUUUCCAAAGGAUUUAAUCCAGGUAGUCCAUAAAUAUACCAAAGAAGAGCUACAAGCUCCAACAGAUGAGACAGAUUUUGUUUGUUUUGAUGGAGGAAGAGAUGAUUUUGAUAAUUAUAAUGUAGAAGAACUUUUAGGGUAUUUGAAAUUGUAUGAUUCUGCAACUGGAGAUUCUGAGAAAGCUGUAGAAAAAACUUCUCAGCAUGUGGAACAAUCUCCUGAAGUAUCUAAGGAACAAGAACCUGAACUUAAACCAGUAGAAGCUGACUCAGAGGAAAGUGCAAGUGUAUUUUCAGAAAACCCCAAGGAUCUCAUGGAACCAUUAAUGACUCAGAAGAACCACCCCCAUGCAAAUAGUCAAGCAGAUAAUGCUCAGGGAGAGCAGUCUUCAUUUGAAUCUUUUGAAGAAAUGUUGCAAGAUAAACUAAAAGUGCCAGAGAGCGAAAACAACAAAACCAGCAAUAGUUCUCAGGUCUUCAGUGAACAGGAGAAGAUUGAUGCUUAUAAACUUUUGAAAAAAGAAAUGACUCUAGAUUUGAAAACCAAAUUUGGCUCAACUGCUGAUGCACUUGUAUCUGAUGAUGAGACAACCAGACUUGUUACUUCAUUAGAAGAUGAUUUUGAUGAGGAAUUGGAUGCUGAGUAUUAUACAAUUGAAAAGGAAGAAGAGGAGAGUCAGGAAGACUUUGAUGAGCUGCCAUUACUAACCUUCAUAGGUGGAGAAGAUAUGAAACCUCCGGUGAAGUCUGGAGUUGACAAAUAUUCAACAGAUAAAGAGCAGAAUUCAAAUAAAGAGGAUAAGGUUGAGAUAACUGUGUCUGCUGGUGUCAAAAAUGACGAUAAAAAUAUUCAAAAAACCUGGGGGGAUACAAUCUUCUCCAUUGUCACAGGGGGUGAAGAAAACACAGGUAUGAUGGAUUUAGACAGCACUAAUUCAGAGGAAGAAAAGGAAGAUGAUGAUGAGUUAGUCCCAGAUGGCAAACAGGGGAAAUCACCAUCAACAACAGAUUAUACUGACCCUGAAAAUGUAGAUGAUGGUCUUUUGAUGGUAGAAGUCCCUAAAACAAAUAAUGAUAGAGACCCAGAAAUGGACACAGAACUUCACAUUGAAGGAAACGGGAGGAAAGUUCAAGAACCCAAAACAGGCCUGGUUCAAGAUGAGUUGGAAUUAGAGGAUGAGAAACAAGAAGAGAUGACUGUGCACAGUUCUACUCAAAGCAAUAACCCCAGCUAUUUGCCAGCUGCCGAAACGGGUAAAGACGUAUUAAAAUCAUCCAUUGAUAACAAAGAAAAUGACUUAAAAGAAAUAGCAGUUCAUAUCUCAGAAGGAAUGCUCCAUGAAGAGAAGCAUGGAGAACAGAUUUUGGAAGGUGGCUCAGAGAGUGACUCCACACAUAAAGCAGCAGGGAAUCAAAUGAAAGAAGAAAAGAUAAAACAGGAAUCCUUGGGUAUCAUACCACUCAUGGGAAAUAAUCAGCGUAAUGUGUCCAACAGCAGCAUGGAGGAAGGUGUCUUGGUAAGUGGACCAAAACCACACAUGCUUUCAGUGGAGCAUCAGCAUGAAGAAUUUAAAGAGGAGCUAGUUCUUGAAACUCAAACCCAACCUGGAUUCCCUUCUCCAGAUGAAUUGCCAAGAAAAUUGGAAGAAGAGGUUCCCAGCCUGGGAAGAAAUCUUUCCUGGCAACAAGAAAGAGAUGCAUCUGUGUCUGUCAAUAAGCAAAUGAAUGAGAAGCUAAAGCUCUCUGAGGAAGAGGUCAAAGAGGACUCCUUGGAUGACAGGUUUGUUUACCACAGGGCAAUGCAGGACACACAGGAAGUAGGAAAAACAGAUCAAACUGAUAGUUCAGAAGUACCAGGUUUCCAUACCGAAAAUCCAGAAGCAGAAGAGGAUGAUUAUCCCCCUGAAGAGCUACUGGAGGAUGAAAAUGCUGUAAGUGCAAAACAGUCUAAAGGAAAAAACCCUGGGAUUCAGGACAGGCCAUUAAAUGUUAAUCUGAAGGUCCCUGAAAUAGUUUUAGGGACCAUUAAUCCUGAUCUAGAAACUGAAGGAAACAAACAAACUGUUAUGAUUUUGGAUAGUGAAAAAAAAAGUGAAACCAUAGCCAAAGGGAUUGACAAAACAAUCAGGGAACCAGAUAAUAUGGUGGUGGGAAGAGAGGUGCGCUCUCAGGUAGAUGGGCGCACACUGACACCAUCCGAAGUAAGUGACUUUACUGACAAGACAAAAACUCAGACUGCAGAGUUAGGUGAAGUGUUCCAGAAUAAAGAUUCUGAUUAUCUGAAGAAAGAUAACCCCGAGGAACAUCUGAAGAUCCCAGGGCUUGCAGAGGAGCCUGGGGAAGAAGGACUCUCAAAAGAGCACCUUGAGGACAUAGAGAAAUUCAUGGGCACAGAAAGCCAGGGAUCUGCUUCUGAAGAACUUGAAGACGACCUGUUCCACUGGAUUCCACAUACAACUGUAGAGCCAGAACAUGGUGACAAGAGAAAGGAAUUGCCUAUUAUAAGCAGCUUCUUUACAGAACAGCAGUCUUUGCAGCGGCUCCAGAAGUACUUUGAUGUCCGUGUGCUGGAAACCUUGCUGCAAGAAUUGUCAUUAAAGCUGAAGUCAGUCCAGCAGGAGAGCCUGCCUUACAAUGUGGAGGAAGUCCUAGAUAAGGUCUUCCAUGCUUCUGGGUCACAGAUUCUGAACAAAGCAGAGGAAAUGCUCAAUACUCAUGUGGCCAAGAACAGAGAUCUGGGAAUAAAGGAAGAUAACAUAUUGGAAGAGGCUGCAGUGCUAAAUGACAUUCAAGAUCUGAUCUAUUUUGUCAUGUAUAGGCAUGCCACAGAAGGGGAGACGGCCACUCUGGUGAUGGCACCUCCUCUAGAGGAAGGCUGGGGUGGACCAACAGAAGAGAUGCAACCACCACACGGAGAUAAUUUCCCACAAGAGAACAUGGAAGAUCUUAAUAUACAGGUUCCUGAAGAGCCCAUGAACUUGGACCAGGCUGCAACCAGGGACGUGGAUGCCUCAGGAGUGUCACAGACACUGGAUACUGAGAAAGACUUGAAUCCAGGGCCAGUUACAACAGAAGGCACUCCCACUGAUGCAAAAAAGCCACUAGAGACAAAUGCUGAAGAGCCAGCAAGUGUUACACCUUUGCAAAAUGCAAUCAUUUUCAUAUAUUCAAUCAUGUUUUAUUUAACUAAGAUGGUAGUUGCUACAUUGCCUGAUGGUGUUCAGCCUGGGCCCGAUUUUUAUGGAUUGCCAUGGAAACCUGUACUUAUCACUGCCUUCUUGGGAAUCGUUUCAUUUGCUGUUUUCUUCUGGAGAACUAUCCUUGUUGUAAAGAAUAGAGUAUAUCAAGUCACUGAACAACAAAUUUCUGAGAAGUUGAAGACGAUCAAGAAAGAAAAUGCAGAACUUGUACAAAAAUUGUUGAAUUAUGAAAAGAAGAUCAAGGAAUCAAAGAAACAUGUUCAAGAUACCAAGAAACAAAAUAUGAUUCUCUCUGAUGAAGCAAUUACAUAUAAGGAUAAGAUUAAGAAACUUGAAGAAACUAAAGAAGUUCUGGAUGAGAGAGCUAAACGUCUUCAUGUUAUGUUAGAAUCUGAGCGAGAACGGAAUGUCAAGAAUCAGGACUUGAUAUUGGAAAAAAAGAAAUCUAUAGAGAAGUUAAAGGAUGUUAUUUCAAUGAAUGCCUCAGAAUUUUCAGAGGUUCAAAUUGCACUUAAUGAAGCCAAGCUUAGUGAAGAGAAGGUGAAGUCUGAAUGCCAUCGAGUUCAAGAAGAAAACGCUAGGCUUAAGAAGAAGAAAGAGCAGUUGCAGCAGGAAAUUGAAGACUGGAGUAAAUCACAUGCUGAGCUUAGUGAGCAAAUCAAAUCAUUUGAGAAUUCUCAGAAAGAUUUGGAAAUAGCUCUUACUCACAAAGAUGAUAAUAUCAAUGCUUUGACUAAUUGUAUUACACAGCUGAAUCGGUUAGAGUGUGAAUCUGAAUUUGAGGGUCAAAAUAAAGGAGGAAAUGAGUUGGAUGAAUUAGCAAAUGGAGAAGUGGGAGGUAACCAGAAUGAGAAGAUGAAAAAUCAAAUUAAGCAGAUGAUGGAUGUCUCUCGGACACAAACUGCAAUAUCAGUAGUUGAAGAAGACUUAAAACUUUUACAGUAUAAACUAAGAGCCUCGAUGUCCACUAAAUGUGACCUCGAAGACCAAAUAAAGAAACUAGAAGAUGACCGCAAUUCACUGCAGUCUGCUAAAGCUGGACUGGAAGAUGAAUGCAAAACUCUGAGGCAGAAAGUGGAGAUUCUGAAUGAACUCUAUCAGCAGAAGGAGAUGGCUCUGCAAAAGAAACUGAGUCAAGAAGAGUAUGAGCGGCAAGAAAGAGAGCAGAGGCUGUCAGCUGCAGAUGAGAAGGCCGUUUUGGCUGCAGAGGAAGUAAAAACUUACAAGCGGAGAAUUGAAGAAAUGGAGGAAGAAUUACAGAAAACAGAACGCUCAUUUAAAAACCAGAUUGCUACUCAUGAAAAGAAAGCUCAUGAUAACUGGCUCAAAGCUCGUGCUGCAGAAAGAGCUAUAGUUGAAGAGAAAAGGGAAGCUGCCAAUUUAAGACACAAAUUAUCAGAAAUAAGGCAAAAGAUGGCAAUGCUGCAAGAAGAACCUGUGAUUGUAAAACCAAUGCCAGGAAGACCAAAUACCCAAAACCCUCCACGGAGAGGUCCUCUGAGCCAGAAUGGCUCUUUUGGUCCAUCACCUGUGAGUGGUGGCGAAUGCUCCCCUCCACUGACAGUGGAGCCACCUGUGAGACCUCGUUCUGCUACUCUCAGUCGAAGAGAUAUGCCUAGGAAUGAAUUUGGAUCAAUGGAUGGGCCUCCAACUCGUCCUCGAUGGUCAUCUGAGGCACCUGGGAAACCCUCUGCUUCUGAUCCAGGAUCUGGUACAGCUGCCAUGAGGAACAGCAGCUCAAGAAGCUCUUCCCCUACUAAGGUGAUGGAUGAAGGCAAGCAAACUGUUCUCCAAGAGCCUGAAGGUCCCUCAGUUCCCAGCAUCACACCUUUGGCUGAGCAUCCAGUAGCAGUUAAUAUGGCUGCAAAAGGCCCUCCCCCUUUCCCAGGAGUACCUCUGAUGAGUCCCCCCGUGGGAGGCCCUCUACCACCACCCAUUCGAUACGGACCACCUCCUCAGCUCUGUGGACCUUUUGGGCCUCGGCCACAUCCUCCACCAUUUGGUCCUGGUAUGCGUCCACCAGUAGGCUUAAGAGAAUUUGCACCAGGCAUUCCACCUGGAAAACGGGACCUGCCUCUUGACCCUCGGGAAUUCUUACCAGGGCACACACCAUUUAGACCUUUAGGUCCUCUUGGCCCAAGAGAGUACUUUAUUCCUGGUACCCGAUUACCACCCCCAACCCAUGGUCCCCUGGAUUACCCACCACCACCUGCUGCCAGAGACUUAUUACCUGCAGGCUCUAGAGAUGAGCCUCCACCUGCUUCUCAGAGCAGUAGCCAGAACUGUUCACAGGCUUUAAAACUGAGCCCGUAAUUUUGACCUCUGACAUUUAGUUGGAGAGGAAGUGGACUGUGCACUAUUCAUUACAGUAAAUGAUUUCAUUGGCUUCAAAAUCCAAAAGUUUAUUUUAAAAGGUUUGUUUUUAAGUCUAAGCUGCCUUGGCAGUAUGCAUUUUUGAGCCAAACAAUUAAAAAAUAUAAUUUCUUCUACAGAAAAAUCACCUCUUAAGCUAGAGCAUCCUUACAACUUUGAAAUGUGCAAUAAGGAAUACCUGUGUUUUAGCGAAUGUAGCAUAUGUAAUUGCUAAGUGAUUUAAAAUGUCAUGAAAGAUAUGAACAUUUCCUGUGGAAAUGCUUUAAGAACAUGUGUUUCCAUUAUCCUAUUUUUAGUGUACACCAGCUGAAUACAGAGCAAUGGUGUUUAUAAGCUUAAUUUGUUUUUUAAAUAUUUGGUCGCAAAGACUGUUACGCUAAAAAUGUUUACUAAAAGAUCACUAGACUUUAUCUCCCCUCUUGCUGAAGUUCUUUGUAGUAAUAGUUCAUAAAAAUUUGUUUAUUAAUAUUU
Carlito syrichta (Philippine tarsier) is the source of this 6197-nucleotide messenger RNA. RefSeq names its product MIA family member 3, ER export factor (gene MIA3). Gene Ontology annotation, cellular component: endoplasmic reticulum exit site; endoplasmic reticulum membrane. NCBI's taxonomy places the organism in Eukaryota, Metazoa, Chordata, Mammalia, Primates, Tarsiidae. Gene Ontology annotation, biological process: vesicle cargo loading; protein secretion; endoplasmic reticulum to Golgi vesicle-mediated transport. The coding region runs from base 6 to 5666 and encodes 1886 amino acids. The transcript is spliced from 28 exons. The record is from RefSeq and is a predicted model, not a curated record. Gene Ontology annotation, molecular function: protein binding.